Messenger RNA from Aspergillus melleus, 1414 nucleotides. RefSeq lists its product as uncharacterized. The transcript has 6 exons. The record is from RefSeq and is a predicted model, not a curated record. Gene Ontology annotation, biological process: lipid metabolic process. Gene Ontology annotation, molecular function: phosphoric diester hydrolase activity. Lineage: Eukaryota; Fungi; Ascomycota; Eurotiomycetes; Eurotiales; Aspergillaceae. The coding region runs from base 234 to 1169 and encodes 311 amino acids.
CGACGAGACGUUGGCCAGGAUCCGCCACGUGAGGGCGUCGACCGUUUUGUUUGGCAGCUCAACGUCGCCGGAUUUUCUCGGCUUUCAUCAUUUGUCCUUCCACGGUACCUACAAAUCCGUCCUCUAUUUAUCUAUACUCUGUCAUUGUUAUCUGUAUUCCUAUUUUAUUCUUUACUCUCACUCCUCAAGGAGUUUCCAAGCGGGUCUCCGUCUCUGCGAUUGCUCCUGCAAAGAUGUUCCCGUCGCGGUCGCUUCUCGUCGCGAGCCUGCUGAAUCUAGCGGCGGCCAUUCCAUCGGAGCUGCAAAACGUGCUGAAGAACACUCAUGGCGGAAGUGAGUAUGGUUAUCCGACGGAUUUGACGAGAGGGAUCAUGCCUAUCCCAGUGCAUUCCCAUAAUGAUUAUUGGAGAGAUAUACCCUUCUAUAGCGGCCUCUCCAGAGGAUGCGUCUCCACCGAAGCCGAUGUGUGGCUGUAUAACGGCACCCUCUAUGUCGGACAUGACGAGUCUUCCUUGACUGAAGAACGGACCUUUGAGUCCCUCUAUGUGAAGCCCAUGCUAGAAGUCCUUGAACGCCAAAACCCCCAAACUCCCUUUGUCACGUCGCCCACGAACAAUGGUGUUUUCGACACGGAUACAUCUCAGACGAUGUACUUCUUUGUUGAUUUGAAAACAUCAGGGCCAAAGACCCUCGAGGCCGUGACUGCUGCGCUGCAACCCCUCCGUGAAAAGGGAUACCUCACGGCAUUGAAGAGCAACAAGACCAUCACGCAUGGACCUAUCACCGUGAUCGGAACCGGGAACACCCCAUUGAAUCUCAUCGGACCCGUUGCAGACCGGGAUAUCUUUUUCGACGCGCCUCUGCAUGCGCUGAACCAGCCGGAGUAUGCGGGUGUCACGUCUCUGAUCUCACCCAUCGCAUCGACAAGCUUUAAGCGGGCGGUCGGGGCUCUCAACUCCAGUGACGACAAUGCGAUCCUAAGUGAAGAGCAGCUGGAUAGUCUGCGGUCGCAGAUCCGAACAGCCAAGAAACGAGGAAUUGGCGCCCGGUACUGGGAGACUCCUUACUAUCCUAUCUGGGCUCGCAAUGCGGUCUGGAGGACGCUUCUUCAGGAGGGGGUGGCGCUGUUGAAUGCGGAUGAUCUGGAUGCGGUGUCUGAGUACUUCUGAUUCUAAGCAUAGACGAGGAGUGGCAUCUCUAAAGCGACCGUUGUUUUAGUGUCACCGUGUUGACGAUGAUGUCAUUUGUAUGAGUUUACAUCGCAUUCCAAGUCGCUCGGACGAUGAACGGUUAGCAUCCCAAUUGCACCUGUAGAGAUAAGGUAAAAGGGAACUCGAGGCCAAUUGACCUCGACGAAGUGUAAAAAGAGGAAUAGAUGAAAUUACUUGAUUGUACUGGAGGCACGUGAUACCCC